UGUCUCCGUUGCAAUUUUUCCCGCAGCAAACAAGUGUUGAAGUCUGUGGCACCGCGGCGGGACUUAUUUGCAGAUAAAAUGCCCAAACGAGCUUGUCCUUUUCCGGAAACGUUCUCCUCUCAAUACAAAAUCCAUGUCGGACAACAGGAGCUGAAUAACUAUGGCGUGUUUGGGAACAAAUACAGGCAAGAAAUAUACGCAAAGACGAAGAACUUGCUCUUCAGCGGUGCUAAGGCUGUGAUGGGCAAACUAUGGACUGGAGAGGCGAGGUGUGAUGCCGGACAGGCAGACACUCCUGCAUGCAGCCAGUCCCUGCUGAGAGGACAGACACUGAUUGGAUGUGAUGGGAGGCUGACGAGAGCAGAACCUGGACAAGGUCCAUCAGUGGCUCUUACAUGCUGCUGUGUGUGUCAGAAAAGCCAGGGGUCCAGGACUGCAUGCUCUCAAUGUGACCGCCCAGCCUGCCCCUCCUGCACACGACAGUGCUCCUGCUGCUCCAGCUUCUGCUGCUCUGUCUGCACCAUCAUAGAUUACAGCGGGCAAUACGAUGAAGUACUGUGCUGCAGUUGCUCGACGUAAAGCAAGACUGACGGGUCAGGAGUUUAUUAUUGAACACAUGGAGUUGCCUCAGAUGAUCGUUCUAUGACUGCAUUUUAUACCUGUGAUCUUUUUUUUUUUUUUUUUUUUUUUUUUAAUGUAAUCCAAAUAUUUUCUUGUAUAUAUGUAUUGUAUUCCUUAAGUAAUUGAAAUAAACUUGAACACUUUUGUA
This is a messenger RNA of Anoplopoma fimbria (sablefish), 769 nucleotides long. It is a transcript of the gene siva1, whose product is annotated as SIVA1, apoptosis-inducing factor. The transcript has 4 exons. Gene Ontology annotation, molecular function: CD27 receptor binding. Lineage: Eukaryota; Metazoa; Chordata; Actinopteri; Perciformes; Anoplopomatidae. The record is from RefSeq and is a predicted model, not a curated record. Gene Ontology annotation, biological process: extrinsic apoptotic signaling pathway. The coding region runs from base 79 to 579 and encodes 166 amino acids.